CAAAAAUCGAACAAGCCGCCAGAUCCGAUGCGAGUGCAAGCUGCGGUGGCGCUGCUGGCAGGCGCUGCGGCCGCGUGUCCGUACGCAGCUCUCUUGCCGCCCGACGUCUCGAGCGUCGUCGUCGCGUGCCCGGCCAAUGCUACGCUGUGCACAGUGGAUCGCGCCUGCGGGGCUAUAGCACCGUGCAGCCCGCUGCCAGGCGUCUUGGAUCUUCGCUGCAGUGGCAGCCCAGCCUUGGGCGAUCUGUCCGCCACCAACGUCAGCGAUCUCUCGGUCAUGGGCACGAAGCUCAACCUAGAGGCCCUCGUGCUGCCGGCUCUCGCCUCCUUCACUGUCCAGAACUGCAGCAUCGAACGCAUGCCCAGUGCGCUACAGUGGCCAACUUCUCUCUUGACCAUGGACCUUGCAAACACCUCGUUGCAGUCCAUUCCAGCCGGCUUGCCGCACCGGCUACGCGAUCUGCGACUGGAUGACAACGACUUGUCUCGCAGCACAACAAGCUUGGAUUCGCUUCCGACGUCGCUGCGGCGCCUGUAG
Saprolegnia parasitica CBS 223.65 is the source of this 537-nucleotide messenger RNA. RefSeq lists its product as hypothetical. The transcript is spliced from 4 exons. The record is from RefSeq and is a predicted model, not a curated record. The coding region runs from base 28 to 537 and encodes 169 amino acids. NCBI's taxonomy places the organism in Eukaryota, Oomycota, Saprolegniomycetes, Saprolegniales, Saprolegniaceae.